UUGACCGGACAUUCACCGUUGAGCGUACUCUUCCGACACAAGCCGCCAUGAUUGCCAAGGUUGCUCUUUGCCUGUGCCUCGCCUCCGCCGCUUAUGCCGGAGGCCGGUUUGGCCCAGGUCCCUUCGCCGGCCACGGAGGUUUCUACGCUGCCGCAGCUGCUCCCAAGGCUCUCGUAGCCGAGCCCUUCUACGCACCUCAACCAUACAGCUUCGGCUACAACACCGUUGACGAGUACGGAAACAAGCAGCACCGCAACGAAGAAAGCGACGCCAGCAACACCAAGACUGGAUCUUACGGCUACACCGACGCUCACGGCAUCUACCGCCACGUCAACUACAUCGCCGAUGCCCAUGGCUUCCGCGCCACCAUCGACACCAACGAGCCAGGCACCAAGGCUGGAGCCAGCGCUGACGCCGUCUACAACGCCAAGCCCGUCGUCACUGGCCCCGUUGUGAAGGCUGCCGCUGCAUUCGUCGCGCCAACUUACGCAAAGUUCGGAUUCCCUGCCCACGGUCACCACGGCUAUGGCUCACGGUACUAGGCGUAGUCCUGUGCCGGACUCAUCUCUUAACAGAGGCCCGAGGCAAGGCCCUUCGAGACAAGGACCCAUUCUCAUUCCUCUCACGUCUUCACGGCUCGGUUGUGUGUUCAGGUGUGCGGUUGAGCUAUACAGGGUUUGCGUUGGUGAUAUAUUUCACUCUUUAUUUGUGAAGUUGUUCUGCCUACCUUAAUAUACUCAUGGCCAGGGAGUAACCAACCAGAGAACGGUCGGUUCCGCUGCUGGACUUUCUACCAAUCUUAUUUCUGUGGAAACAUGCCUUAUCAUCGAUGAAAAGGCAAACAAUUAGACGUCAUAUGUGCCGCUGGCAUGUAUUUCAGUUGCCCACACACGCUUAAUUGAGGCGGACGGCCUGAAGAAUUGAUUUCGGGGAAUGUUAAGAGCAUUAAACGUUGUCGUCCUUCGUGGGUUCCGAUUCCUCAAGUUCGUAUGCGUAAAGUAUUUUCAUGAUUGAACUUAUCAUCUCUGCUUUGGUGAUUAUAUCCUGUGGUAUUCAUCUGUCUCCUCCUCAUGUCCUGUACUUGUGACUAGUCUUCCAGUUUUUGUGCUGCAGUUCGUUUGUUGUACUGGAUACUUGCACGUGAUAAGUGUAUACGCUGUCAUUAUGCACGAAAUAAAAUGUGCUUGUAGUGA
Ornithodoros turicata is the source of this 1193-nucleotide messenger RNA. Its product is annotated as cuticle protein 10.9-like. Gene Ontology annotation, cellular component: chitin-based extracellular matrix. Lineage: Eukaryota; Metazoa; Arthropoda; Arachnida; Ixodida; Argasidae. Gene Ontology annotation, molecular function: structural constituent of chitin-based larval cuticle. The transcript has 3 exons. The record is from RefSeq and is a predicted model, not a curated record. The coding region runs from base 48 to 542 and encodes 164 amino acids.